AUGUCGCAAGAUGAGAUCAUUUUCGAAUAUCUGAACACGAAACGCCACUCGCUAGCUCGUCUUCAGGCAGAAGGAUACUUUUUGGGGAUAUUUUAUAUGACCAAGGACCAGAGAGCUGGCAAACACGCUCUUAGGGAUGAAGACUAUCUCCUGUCACCCCUAGUUUCCCUUACCCCCAGGAGAACGGCGAUCGUUCUCGAUUGUGAGAUGGUCGGAGUUGCGGGCGGGCGCUCGGCGGUCGUCUCUCUCAGCGCAAUUGAUUUCUUUACCGGAGAGGUCCUGAUAAACGAUAUAGUUAAUCCGACAGAGAAGGUUGUUGAUUGGAGGGCUAGAUAUAGCGGUGUUUCAUUAGCCCGGAUGCGCCGUGCUUGUGCCUCCGGCGAGGCGCUCAGAGGCUGGAAAGCAGCGCGUCAAAGACUAUGGGAGUUUAUGAACCCGAACACAAUUCUCAUUGGUCAUUCCCUGGAUAAUGAUCUAGAUGUCCUUGGAAUACUGCAUCAUAAUAUCGUGGACACUGCUAUCUUGACCGCGGAGGCUGUCUUCCUCCCCGUUUCUCAUACAACACGAAUGAGCCGCAGGUGGGGCCUAAAGCCUCUUGUCGAUGAAUUUCUAAGUCGUGACAUACAAGUCGGAAAGGGACACAGUGCCUUGGAGGAUGCAUGUGCAACUCGAGAUGUUCUUUUUUGGUGCAUGUGCAAUCCGCACUUGCUGCAAGUAUGGGCUGAACAAAAUAGGAUCAGGGAGGAGAAACGAGUCGCCGCUGAAAAGGCAAAACGUGCCGCUAAUGCAGAGAAAAAAAUUGCUGCCGAGGCAAAGAAGAAACUUGCUGCUGAGGCGAAGAAGAGACUUGCCGCUGAGGUAAAGUAG
This is a messenger RNA of Penicillium cosmopolitanum, 867 nucleotides long. RefSeq names its product putative RNA exonuclease. NCBI's taxonomy places the organism in Eukaryota, Fungi, Ascomycota, Eurotiomycetes, Eurotiales, Aspergillaceae. Gene Ontology annotation, cellular component: nucleus. Gene Ontology annotation, molecular function: nucleic acid binding; exonuclease activity. Bases 1 to 867 code for a protein of 288 amino acids. The record is from RefSeq and is a predicted model, not a curated record. Gene Ontology annotation, biological process: ribosomal large subunit assembly; rRNA processing. The transcript has a single exon.